Molecule: messenger RNA, 4066 nt
Organism: Haemorhous mexicanus (house finch)
Lineage: Eukaryota; Metazoa; Chordata; Aves; Passeriformes; Fringillidae
Product: transmembrane channel-like protein 2
Exons: 23
Coding region: 1-3714 (1237 amino acids)
Biological process (GO): vestibular reflex; detection of mechanical stimulus involved in sensory perception of sound
Cellular component (GO): plasma membrane
Molecular function (GO): mechanosensitive monoatomic ion channel activity
Source: RefSeq, a predicted model, not a curated record
AUGUUCCGAGACUUGGAUCCAGACAGCAGUGGUUCAGACGAAGAUAAAAAGCACAGCCUAACGCCGCGCUGCCGCGGAGGAGCGGCCCGCCUCGCCCCCGGACGCCGCGGAGAGCGGCGGCCCCUCGGCCACCGGCCCGCCCCGACACCCGGCCCCGCCCGACCCCUCCCCAGCGGCGCGGGGCCCCCCACGGCCCGAGCCCGGCCGGCCCGACGGGCGCUGCGGCCCCGCACCUCGGCCCUGCCGCAGGCCGCCCCACGGCGCGGCCGCCCCCGCGCUGCCGCGGCAGGGGGGCCCCAGCCCUCCCCAGACCCGGCCCCGGCCCCGGCCGUACUCACCCCCGGCCAAGUGCGAGGGCUGCACCACAAUGGCAGGCGGGCGGGAAGCGCCUCACUCUGGGGCACGGGCAGAGCCACCGCCGGCGGCUGCGCCCCGUCGCUCAUGCACGGCGGGGUCUGCGGCCGCCCCGCGCCGGCCCCCGGCCACCACCUGCGCGGAGCCGCCGGGCACAGGUGCCCCGGUCCCGCUCCGCACCGGCCGGUGCAAGCUGCGCCCCCGACAGGCAAGGACCGCGCUCCCGCCGCCCCGGCGAGUGCCCCGGGGCUGCCCGCCGCUGUCACACCCGCCGGCCGGGGGGGCCACCUGCGGCCCGGCCGCCACCUAAACCCCAGCUCGUCGGGAGAGGCACAGGUGCUGCCAGGCGGUGCCUGUCUGGGCCCUGCAGGGGUGCGGGCUGCCCGUGCCGGGUGUCUAGCAAAGGAAAGGAGAGGCCGAUUUUUGGGAACGGACGAGAAUUCCAUCCGUAUGGAUGCGGCGCACCGGGCAGUCGUAAGAAAGGUUCGGCCUGCCGGAAUAGAGUUUGAUGGAGAAGUGGAAACUGACACAGAGAGUGAAGUUUGCCAGGGUUUGCAUCAGGUGUCCUGUCUGCCAUGCUCUUCUGACGAAUCUUUGUUCUGCCAGCAUGAAUUUCCCAAUGUAACUGGUUUUUUAUCACUUGCAGAAGAUGAAGUAAAGGACAAGAAAACUAACAAACAACGCCUUAGGGAAACUGGCAGAGCAAGCAGACUUCAAAGCAAAAAGCAAGAGAAAGACAAAGAAGAAAAACAAGACAAAGAAGAAGAUGAGAGCAAAGAGGAAGACAAUGGCAGCCAGCAAAACAGAGCUUCGAGGAGAAAAAAAUACCAAAGGAAAAACAGAGAUGGAAAAAAGGCAAGAGAGGAAGGAAACCAGAAGAAAGACAGAGGCAAAAUGGCUCCUAACAAAGAUCAAAAGGAAUCAGAAAACAAAGAAAAGAAAACAACCAAGAGAGGGAAGGAGGGGGAGAAUAAACAGAAGAAAGGCAGGAAAAACAGUACUUCUUCUGCUUCCUCCAACUCCUCUGAUGAGGAGUCACUGUCAGAGGAAGAGCUGGCGAUGCUGAAGGAGCAGGUGGAGCAAAAGAAAAAACUGAUUUCCACCAUGAGGAACAAGCCCUGGAGGAUGGUGAAGAAGCUCUCGGUGCUCAGGGAGGCACAAGAUUUUGUAGAGAAGUUUGAAGGAGCACUGGGAAAAGGAAAGGGCAAAAAGUUGUAUGCAUAUAAGAUGAUGAUGGCAAAGAAAUGGGUGAAAUUUAAGAGAGACUUUGAAAAUUUUAAAACUCAGUGCAUACCCUGGGAGAUGAAGAUAAAGGAAGUGGAGAGUCACUUUGGCUCCUCCGUUGCUUCCUACUUCAUAUUUCUGCGCUGGAUGUAUGGAGUAAAUCUUGUCCUUUUCGGGUUAAUAUUUGGACUGGUUAUCAUUCCAGAGGUCCUGAUGGGAAUGCCAUAUGGGAGUUUGCCAAGGAAAACUGUACCCCGGGCUGAACAAGAAACAGCUAUGGAUUUUUCAGUUCUUUGGGAUUUUGAGGGCUACAUCAAAUACUCAGCUCUCUUUUAUGGCUACUACAACAACCAGAGGACAAUUGGCUGGUUGAAAUACAGGCUGCCAAUGGCAUAUUUCAUGGUUGGGAUCAGCGUAUUUGGCUACAGCCUGAUGGUUGUUAUAAGAUCGAUGGCUCGCAAUGCCAAUGAAAGCACGGCAGAUGGGGAUGAUGACAACUUCAUUUUCAGCUGGAAAAUGUUCACCAGCUGGGACUACCUCAUUGGCAACCCAGAGACAGCAGACAACAAGUUUGCAUCCAUCACCACCAGCUUCAAGGAGUCCAUUGUAGAUGAGCAAGAAAGCAACAAGGAUGAGAACAUCCACCUGAGGAGGUUCCUAAGGGUUUUGGCCAAUGUCCUCAUCAUAUGCUGCUUGUGUGGGAGUGGCUACCUCAUUUAUUUUGUGGUGAAACGCUCACAGACAUUUUCCAAAAUGCAAAACGUUGGGUGGUAUGAAAGAAAUGAGGUUGAAAUUGUGAUGUCCUUGCUGGGCAUGUUUUGCCCUCCGCUGUUUGAAACCAUCGCUGCCCUAGAAAAUUACCAUCCCCGCAUCGGGCUGAAGUGGCAGCUGGGGCGGAUCUUCGCCCUCUUCCUCGGAAAUCUCUACACAUUUCUGCUGGCCUUGAUGGAUGAUGUCAACGAAAAACUGGCAGAAGAGGAUGUGGUAAAAAACAUCACUCACUGGACACUGCUUGGUCACCACAACUCGUCUGCAGGGAAUGACAGCACUGUCACCCCACCGCCCCUUGACCCUGCAGACGUGCCCAGGGGACCCUGCUGGGAGACAACUGUCGGCAUCGAGUUUGUGAGGCUCACCGUGUCUGAUAUCCUGGUGACCUACAUAACCAUUCUGGUGGGAGAUUUCAUCCGAGCUUGCUUUGUCAGAUUUGUGAAUUACUGUUGGUGCUGGGACCUAGAGGCUGGAUUUCCAUCCUAUGCAGAGUUUGACAUUAGUGGCAACGUUUUGGGUCUGGUUUUCAACCAGGGAAUGAUUUGGAUGGGAUCCUUUUACGCACCAGGGCUCGUGGGUAUAAACGUGCUGCGCUUAUUAACCUCCAUGUAUUUUCAGUGCUGGGCUGUUAUGAGCAGCAAUGUCCCUCAUGCAAGAGUCUUCAAAGCAUCCAAGUCUAACAAUUUUUACAUGGGAUUGCUGCUGCUGAUCCUCUUCCUCAGCCUCCUGCCUGUGGCUUACACCAUCAUGUCCCUGCCUCCCUCCUUUGACUGUGGACCUUUCAGUGGAAAGAAAAGGAUGUAUGACGUCAUUCAAGAGACCAUCGAGCUCGAUUUUCCACUUUUUGUUGCCAAGAUCUUCAGCUAUGUGGCAAAUCCAGGACUGAUCAUACCUGCAAUUCUGCUCAUGGUCCUCACCAUCUAUUACCUGAAUGCUGUGUCCAAAGCAUAUCAGCGUGCCAACGCAGAGCUGAAGAAGAAAAUGCAAAUGCAACGAGAAGAGGAGAAAAACAAGAGAAACAACAAAGCCAGCACCAACCCUAUGCUGCAAGAUCUGGAGGAUUUACUCACACCAAGUAUGAAGACUGAAAGCCCCCCCAAACAUGCAGAAGACAAGAAAAUCGAGUCUCCAAAUGGAUCCAGCCCUGCCAGGAAACCAGGCAGAGGAGAAGCCCUGGCUGGCAGCCCCAUGGCCGGCGGGAGGGGAGCAGCAUUCACCCCACCUUCACAAGUGUUUGUGACACAGCCACGGACACUGGGCGUUCGGGCACCCUACCCUGGCCAGCCCAGGCCAUGGGGACACCCCCUGGGACCAGUCCCUGGAAGAGGGAGAGGGCAGCCAUGCUACCCACGGGCUGCUCGAUAACCUCAGCCAAGUUCCUCCUGGGCUGCAGGAGCCGCUGUAGUAUUGGUAGGAAAUGAUUCCCGCGUGCUGGACAUCCACUCCUGGUGCUCUGUAUCUACCCAACACUCUCUAAUACAGAUUUGUUUAGACACUUAGUAGCACUUCUGAGCUGUUACCCCAAGGGCUGUGCUGAUUUUGAUCCCAAGGGAAAUGGGAGGUGGUCAGAACAAAAAUCAGCCGUAACAUUGCUGAAAUGCUUCUCACAGGAUGCAGCCCUGUGGCCACUAACUUGCUCUGUGGAGGAAGUGCUUGCCAGUACUUUCAAAGGCUUCUUUAAUUAAUAAAAGUGGUGUGACUUUACCUGUCAUUUAAA